CCUCAUAUAAAAUGAGAUGGAGGGAGUAUUAGACAAUGAAUUGAGCAACAAGACAAUGUGAUACUUCAUGUGCUAUUGUCAAUAAACAGUGCAAACCGUGUCAAUCUUUCAUAUUUUUGACUUCUUUUCUCUUAUAGUUUUUAUAUAAGUGGACACAAAGCUUGCAUCUGGGUAUGUUUUAUUCCUAGAAAUCAUCAUAAGCUACCAGCAAUAUUUAUGGAUUUGAUUCUUAAAGAUCCUUUGUUCCCUAUAGGAAAAUAUAUGUAGGACCUAUUGAACUUAAUCUUAUAUGAGCUAAACCAAUUAAUCAUGUCAACUAGUGGAAGGCAUGACCAUGUGAUGCCCAAUCCAAAUGGCUCUUCAUCACAUAUCAUGAGAUUUUAUGACUUCUCAUCACUUCUUAAAAAUUCUGUAAUGAAUCAUGCUUCUUUCCAAGUUUCAAAAAAGGUAGGGCCUAUUGUUCUUCAACUAAUACCACAAAGUUUUCAAUACUUGGAAGGCAAGAGCAUGUGAUACCUCAGUGCCAUUGUCUUCUGAUGGUGCCCACAAAUUCCUAUUCAAUACAACAUCAGCAUGAGUUGCCAUUUCCUAUAUAAACAUAUCCAAAGAGGUAUCUACCACCACAACACUCAGCAAACAUCAAAGCUUUCUCUGCUUUUGAGUUCCCUUACAGUCCUUUUUUUCUCAUCUAUACUAAAACUAAGAGAUCAUGGCUAUUCUCCGUAUGAUCAAGAAGUCUUCCACAACUAGAGAUAUUCCUAAGGGUCAUUUUGCUGUGUAUGUUGGAGAGAUGCAGAAAAAGAGAUUUGUGAUCCCCAUAUCAUUCUUGAGUGAACCUUUGUUUCAAGACUUGCUUAGUCAAGCUGAGGAAGAAUUUGGCUUCGACCAUCCAAUGGGUGGUGUGACUAUUCCCUGCAGUGAGGAUUUGUUCACCGAUCUCACAUCUCGAUUGAGGAAGUGAGAAGGAAACUUGUCCCCAUAUUUUUUGUUACACAAUUUUGUAUAGUUGUAGUAAGCCAGGAACUCCACUGUGUACAGUUGAGAGUUAGAAGAAACACUAGGUAGACUAAGGACACAUCUACUUCAAAAGAAAUUGAAGUAAUGAAACUUUUUACUUCCAUACAUUGAUGUAAUCAAUUCAUUGCAAUAGAAUUUUUUUGCUCAA
This is a messenger RNA of Solanum tuberosum (potato), 1165 nucleotides long. RefSeq names its product auxin-induced protein 15A-like. Bases 710 to 961 code for a protein of 83 amino acids. The record is from RefSeq and is a predicted model, not a curated record. Gene Ontology annotation, biological process: response to auxin. The transcript has a single exon. NCBI's taxonomy places the organism in Eukaryota, Viridiplantae, Streptophyta, Magnoliopsida, Solanales, Solanaceae.